Molecule: messenger RNA, 403 nt
Organism: Serpula lacrymans var. lacrymans S7.9
Lineage: Eukaryota; Fungi; Basidiomycota; Agaricomycetes; Boletales; Serpulaceae
Exons: 1
Source: RefSeq, a predicted model, not a curated record
CCCUGUCCUGUCUCGAGUAUAUACCACCCCCCAUGGUACUCACCUCGCUGUUGGAUUAUCUCACCUCCAUGGAAUCACACUAGAUGUCAUGUAAGUCUUCAGCAAUCUACUGAUGAACGCCGAUCAUCGCUUCACAGGGACUCUGAAGAUGGCAUAUAGACUCAGCGCUUACCUUAGCUUCACGACUGCGCGCAAGCUCGCCCGACACCUUGGCAUCGACAUAGACCAGAACGAGGACGACGACAUUAAUUGGGACAGCGAACUGCGGCCCUUUAAACACUGGCCCUACGCCACUGGACGAUUCAUUUCAAGGCUGCAUGUUCAUUUCCUUCUUCCAUCCCAUUUGAGAGCAUGGACUGUGGUGACCGCGGAGAGAGCAAAGGGGGAAGAAGGCUUGACUAUU